This is a messenger RNA of Gossypium raimondii (Peruvian cotton), 3216 nucleotides long. Its product is annotated as protein BLISTER. The transcript has 13 exons. Gene Ontology annotation, biological process: regulation of growth. NCBI's taxonomy places the organism in Eukaryota, Viridiplantae, Streptophyta, Magnoliopsida, Malvales, Malvaceae. The record is from RefSeq and is a predicted model, not a curated record. The coding region runs from base 392 to 2659 and encodes 755 amino acids.
AUUCAAAAAUAAAUAAUAAUAAUAAACCAGCUCUCCUUUCUCUGAUCUGAUCGGACCUCCCGCCUCCUCUUUCUUGUUUGUUUCAAUUUUGUUUUCUGUUUUUCGUUCAAUUUUAGCUUCUUCUUUUUUGUUUUUAUUUCGAAAUUUUGGAAUUCAUUUAACUGUUGCAAAUAAUUUCGUAAUCUUUUUUCUUGCUUAUUUUUCGAAUCUCGUUUUUGUUGAUCUGCUUCGAGGGGGGAGAGAGGCGGGGGAUUCUUUGUGGAAGUUUUGUCGCUGAACUUGAGAAUUAAUUGAUUUGAGUUUUUUGUAAUUACUUUUGUGAAUUAAUGGGGGUUAAAAUUGGGGGAUAAAAUCGUUAUAUUGAGGAGAUUGUGAACGGGGUUUUUGAGGAAUGGCGUCGGCUCAGGCCUUGCCUUCUUCACGGAAACAAGAGCAUCUAGAAGCUGGGAAGCGCCGGCUGGAGGAAUUCCGUAAGAAAAAAGCAGCUGAGAAAGCCAAGAAGGCAGCACUUACCUCCCAAACCAAUGUUUCUGAUGUUAGCUUAAAUGAAAAACAGCAAUUAGAAACUGAACACGUGCGGGUUAUUGACUCAGGUGGUGCUGCUACAUCUGAUGGACCCAAUCUCUCUUCUGUAAAAAUAAUUAACAACAAUAAAGCAACUGAAGUUAAAUCAAACAACAAGCAUGCUUUCCCAUCUUCUUUGGCAAAUAAUUAUAAUUCGUCCUCUACAGAAGUGCACAUACAUGCAAAAAGUCAAGAAAAUGAGAAAUGUGGUGCUUCAUGGAAUGCUGGACGAUUGUAUAAUGAUAGCCUACAGGCAGAACAUAUGAGUAACGACUUUCAAGAACCCAGGUCGAAAGAAGAUGAUGGCUAUUCGAAGGUUUCUACAGUUUUAAAUCCUAUUUCUUCUGAAAAUUUUGUUAGUAAAAUAUCUCCACAGAAUUCACUGCAAAGCAAGGCCAGUGAAGGCAGCUUGCUAGGUAGCAGCCAUGCCCUAUCUUCUUUAUAUGAAGACUCUGCUCAAUCUACCUCAGGUGGAAGAGGGUCUAUCCUUGAAGUCGGGCAGAACUUGCAAGGAACUGGAGACUUUAAGGAACCUAUGAUUUCUGAUUUUGGAGAAGGAAAAUUCAGUAGUUCAUCUGGUGGUUUUCCAAGUUUGCAUGUUCCAUCCAUACAAACAUCUGGAUCAUCAGAGUUCAGUUUUGAUGCCAGAAGUUCCUCAAGCCACACGCCACUGCAUUCAGUUGCAAAUGAUACUAGUUCUAGGAGAUCUCGUCCAUCUUUCCUUGAUUCUCUCAAUGUAUCUGGAGCUUCUUCUGGGUCUCUUUUUCAACAUAAUCAACCUACAAAGGAAGUGUUUGCAUCCCAGAGUUCACAAUUUAACACUAGUAAUACGAUGGGGUCAUCUCCUUUUGAGAGACCAUCAACAGAGAUUGGAAAUGCGGGAACUUACUCCAAGCUUGGGUUCUCUGAUUUUCCUAGCGGUAAUGAGUAUUCUGGGUAUUUUUCAGCUCCUGCUAGUAGUAAUGGUGACCUCUCAAAGCUGAUUGUUGCUAAUGAGAAUAUCUUGGAGAAGAAGCAUGAUUUUUACUCUACCAAACAGAAUGAGGAUUUUGCUGCUUUGGAGCAGCAUAUUGAAGACUUGACUCAGGAAAAGUUUUCACUGCAACGAGCUCUUGAGGCCUCACGUACAUUAGCAGAAUCUUUGGCUGCUGAAAAUUCAUCUUUGACUGAUAGUUAUAACCAACAGAGAACCGCUGUCAACCGGCUAAAAUCUGACAUGGAGAGCUUACAAGAAGAAAUCAAGGCCCAACUGGCAGAGCUCGAGUCUUUUAAAAUGGAAUAUGCAAAUGCACGACUGGAAUGUAAUGCAGCUGAUGAACGUGCUAAUAUAUUGGCUUCUGAAGUCAUUGGUUUGGAAGAGAAGGCACUUCGAUUAAGGUCAAAUGAGCUAAAAUUGGAGAGGCAAUUGGAGAACUCACAGGCUGAAAUUUCUUCUUUCAAAAAGAAAAUGUCAAGCCUAGAGAAAGACCGUCAGGAUUUGCUGUCAACUAUUGAAGCUCUUCAAGAAGAGAAGAAGGUACUCCAGUCUAAAGUACGAGACUCUUUCCUCAGCGGAAAGUCUGUUGAUGCUAUCAAGAAUCCUGCUAGUAAGAAGGAUAUGUCGACUUCAACCGAAGAUCUUGCAACCACGGAAACUACUUCUGAUGACAAGGAACUGAAUAACACUAAUGACGCCUCUAGUUUGAGUUUGCUGCCUGAGGAUGGAGGAUUUGAAGUUUCUUCUGUUCACAUUCCUCCUGAUCAAAUAAGAAUGGUUCAGAACAUUAAUUCUUUAAUUUCUGAGUUAAGAUUGGAGAAAGAAGAACUGACACAAGCUUUGUCAUCCGAGUUAUCUCAAAGUUCAAAGCUGAAGGAGGUGAAUGAGGAGUUGUCUAGGAAACUUGAAGUUCAAACUCAAAGAUUGGAGCUUCUGACAGCUCAAAGUCUGGCAAGUGAGUAUAUCCCGGCUAGACAACCUGAGCCUCGAAAAAUUGAUGAUAAUACUCCGUAUGCAGAUGAGGGUGAUGAGGUGGUGGAAAGGGUUUUAGGAUGGAUAAUGAAGCUCUUUCCUGGGGGGCCAUCAAGACAGAGAACCAACAAGCGGCUUUCAUACUGAAUCCGUAUAAUCUUGGCAAGACAGGUCCAAACUUUCAUAUACCUUUUUCCGGUUUACCUUCUCUCGUUUUGGUGAUUGUGAGGGGGUUUGUGAUAUUUAAUAAUUUCGAGUCAGUUAUACAACCCAUUCUUUUUACUAGAAAGGAAGAUGAGUUUAUCUUAAUCGUGUUACCAUUGAUUGGUGAACUCUAAUUGUCAAUUGUUUGAUAGAUGAAGGGUAUAAAGAAGUCCCUUGUCGCAGGGUUAUAUGGUUUUCAGUUUCAGGAUCAAAUUUUGCACGGGGCCGAAACGAACUAAGAGGACAUACGGUAUAGGAAAAGAGGCCCCUAAGUUUAUAGAGUGUGGAUUCGUUGGAUUUGUAAUGAACAAGUUUUGGGUUCUUGAGCACUAAGAAUUUAAAACGGUUGAUUCUGUUGCUGUCUGUUUGACUGUGCUUAUGCCUAUUAACCGUUGAUACAUCCUUAGUGGUCUCUAAAAAGAUGGCCGUUGAUGCAAUUUCUAAUCUCUCUUGUAUACUUUUCAGACUUAAUUAAAACUUCAUGCCAAAAUUUGAUUUGA